AUGGCGUGGUUCGGUGAGAAUGGUCGAGGCACACGUGGAGCUGAGCAUGCCACGAUGGAUGCCUUGGAUUCAUUGCAACAGGAGAUGGAAUCUGCCUUCGCUCGCCUCAACGCCAAGCUCUCGCACCUGCGCUUGACGCUGCCGGAUGGCCUCCCAAGCAGCCCGAUAGACUCGGCACCCCCAUUGGGCCCGAGCAAAGACGAGAAGGAGCAGGGUUCGAAGCAGGCAGAGCUGGAAGAAGAGCCUCCCGCUUUGAGGCCCUACCUUCGCAGCGCUGAUGCCCAUGAUGAAACCCGCUAUGCCUCGGCGGCCGUACGCCGGAGUACCCGCCAUGAGAGCGACACGGUGUAUCGCUUAAGGGGUCGAUGGAUGCAGCUUUCGACGCAUUGCGCCUUCUUCACCCGCGCGAUCGGCUUUGGAGACAUCAGGAAGUCCCUUCUGAAUCGGACGAUGUCGAAGACGAAGUCUGAGGGGGAGAUUGCCAGAAGGCUUGAAUCUCUUCCCUUCCUCUCCAGGCCUUUGAACCCAGAGAGCACCUUCCGCAUUUGUUGGGAUCUGGCAAGCUUGGUCUUGCUGCUGGUUGAUGCGAUUGUGCUGCCCCUCUCGAUUGCCUGGUAUUGA
Messenger RNA from Durusdinium trenchii, 621 nucleotides. The record is from the annotation of a GenBank genome assembly. NCBI's taxonomy places the organism in Eukaryota, Dinophyceae, Suessiales, Symbiodiniaceae.